Molecule: messenger RNA, 4278 nt
Organism: Emys orbicularis (European pond turtle)
Lineage: Eukaryota; Metazoa; Chordata; Testudines; Emydidae
Gene: RASAL2
Product: RAS protein activator like 2
Exons: 19
Coding region: 1-4278 (1425 amino acids)
Biological process (GO): regulation of GTPase activity
Source: RefSeq, a predicted model, not a curated record
AUGAGUGCGUUUAAAAAGCAGUACCGUCCCUCUGCUGCAGCCUUUAGAAGAUCGUUGUCGGAACAGGGGAGUGGAAGUACAAAAGUUGCAGCUAAUUUGAAGGACUAUCAAUGGUACUACCAAAUGAAGAGUAAGAGGACACAUGAACAAGCUAUUUCAGAUCUAGGGAAGUCACUUGGUGCAUACAGGUGGCAGACGCAUCCCAGGUUUCACUGGAAGGGGAGCAAGAGAGAGUUGUCUCACAGUCUUAAAUGGAAACAUAAUCAGCUAAGUCCUAUUGAAUGCCCUUUGAGGAUGGACAAUAGUGGUGUUGAUGCUCUUCAGGAAGACCCAGCAAGAAAGCUGAGCCAGGCAGAUAGUAUACCAUUUCGAGUUCCAUUCAGCAGGUCUAUGUCUGAGCCUGCACCACACUGGAGAAAUAGAAGUGUAAAGCCAUUUCUGCAACCAGUGCGCUCAGUAGAUUGUGAACAACAGGGAUAUUUUAUCCAUGGUAUCUUCUCUACACUUUCAAAUGGCUUUUCUAAGAUGUUGACCCGAAAAGGGGAGCCCAGCAGUGAGCCAGUGAAUGAAUGGGGGACGGACUGUAAUCAGAUUUAUUUGAAUACAGAUGUGAAAGGGCCACCUACCCACAGACUGUCCUGCGGCCAGUCUCCCUACACUGAAACUACAACAUGGGAGAGAAAAUAUUGCAUCCUGACGGACAGUCAGCUGGUGCUGCUCAACAGGGAGAAGGAGAUGCCUGUGGAGGGGGUACAGGAGCAGCAGGCAGAAUCUACCAAAGGGCGGUGCCUGCGACGUACAGUAAGCGUCCCAUCUGAGGGUCAGUUUCCUGAAUAUCCACCAGAGGGAGCCACUAAGCUUGAGGUCCCAGCAGAGAGGUCUCCUCGCAGAAGGAGCAUCUCAGGAACCAGCACAUCCGAGAAAACCAACUCUAUGGAUGCUUCAAACACCUCUCCUUUCAAAGUCCCAGGCUUCUUCAGCAAACGUCUGAAAGGCUCCAUCAAGAGGACAAAGAGCCAGUCAAAGCUGGACAGGAAUACAAGUUUCCGUCUUCCAUCUCUCCGCAACGCUGAUGACAGGUCUCGUGGACUGCCAAAGCUGAAAGAAUCUCGUUCACAUGAGUCUUUGCUUAGCCCGGGCAGCGCAGUGGAGGCAUUGGAUCUUGGGAUUGAAGAGAAAGUCUUUGUCAAACCACUUCACAGCAGUAUCCUUGGACAAGACUUCUGCUUUGAGGUAACCUACUCCAGCGGCAGUAAAUGUUUCAGUUGUUCCUCUGCAGCAGAGAGAGACAAGUGGAUGGAAAACCUACGCAGGACAGUGCAGCCUAACAAGGACAACUGCCGUCGAGCCGAGAAUGUGCUCCGUCUCUGGAUCAUUGAGGCCAAGGACUUGGCCCCCAAGAAGAAAUACUUCUGUGAGCUGUGCCUUGACGACACUCUGUUUGCCCGCACCACCAGCAAAACAAAAGCAGACAACAUCUUCUGGGGCGAACACUUUGAGUUCUAUGGCCUCCCGCCCCUCCAUAGCAUCACAGUUCACAUCUAUAAGGAUGUGGAGAAGAAGAAGAAAAAAGACAAGAAUAACUAUGUAGGACUGGUCAACAUCCCCAUGGCCAGCGUGACUGGCCGUCAGUUUGUGGAAAAGUGGUACCCAGUCAGCACACCUACGCCCAAUAAAGGGAAAUCAGGGGGGCCUUCCAUUCGGAUCAAGUCCCGAUACCAGACCAUCACCAUCCUCCCCAUGGAACAGUACAAAGAAUUUGCAGAGUUUGUUACUAACAACUACACCAUGCUGUGCUCAGUGCUGGAGCCUGUGAUCAGCGUGAGGAACAAGGAGGAGAUGGCCUGUGCUUUGGUGCACAUUCUUCAAAGCACUGGCAGAGCCAAGGACUUCUUGACCGAUCUGGUGAUGUCUGAGGUAGAUCGCUGUGGGGAGCAUGAUGUUUUGAUCUUCAGGGAGAAUACGCUUGCAACCAAAGCCAUUGAGGAGUACCUAAAGUUGGUAGGACAGAAGUAUCUUCAUGAUGCACUAGGGGAAUUCAUCAAGGCUUUAUAUGAGUCAGAUGAGAACUGUGAAGUCGAUCCCAGCAAAUGUUCAUCCAGUGAACUAACUGAUCAUCAGAGCAACUUGAAAAUGUGUUGUGAGCUGGCCUUUUGCAAGAUUAUCAACUCCUACUGUGUGUUUCCUCGUGAGCUGAAGGAGGUGUUUGCAUCCUGGAAGCAGAAGUGCCUCAGUCGGGGCAAGCAGGACAUCAGUGAACGCCUGAUCAGCGCCUCACUCUUCCUCCGUUUCCUGUGCCCGGCUAUCAUGUCCCCUAGUCUCUUCAGUCUCAUGCAGGAGUAUCCUGACGACCGGACAUCUCGCACUCUGACACUCAUUGCUAAAGUCAUUCAGAACCUCGCCAAUUUUGCUAAGUUUGGUAAUAAAGAGGAGUACAUGGCCUUCAUGAAUGAUUUCCUGGAACAUGAAUGGGGGGGAAUGAAGCGCUUUCUGCUGGAGAUCUCUAACCCAGACACCAUCUCAAACACCCCUGGGUUUGAAGGCUACAUUGAUCUGGGCAGGGAGCUCUCAGUUUUGCACUCCCUAUUAUGGGAGGUUGUGUCCCAACUUGAUAAGGGUGAAAAUUCCUUCCUACAGGCGACCGUGGCAAAACUUGGACCCCUCCCUCGCAUUCUUGCUGACAUCACCAAGUCAAUGACCAAUCCUACGCCAAUACAGCAGCAGCUGCGGCGUUUCACGGAGCACAGCUCUAGUCCAAAUGUCAGUGGCAGUCUUUCCUCAGGGCUUCAGAAGAUAUUCGAGGACCCCACUGACGGUGACUCACAUAAACUGAAAUCUCCAACCCAGGAAAAUAUAGAUGGGUAUUUUCGAGGGAAAACCUUACUGUUGGUUCAGCAGGCAUCCACCCAGAGCAUGACUUACUCAGACAAGGACGAGAGGGAGAGCAUACUGCCCAAUGGACGUAGCGUCUCCCUCAUGGACCUGCAGGACCCCCACGCAACUCACAGUGAUCACACAUCCAUCCUGCAUGAUGUGCCUUUGCGUCUGGCAGGCAGCCAGCUCUCUAUAACACAGGUGGCCAACAUCAAACAACUGCGGGAGACUCAGAGCACGCCGCAGAGCGCUCCCCAAGUAAGGAGACCGCUGCACCCAGCCUUGAAUCAGCAGGGCAGCCUCCAGCCCCUCUCCUUCCAGAAUCCGGUUUACCAGCUCAACAACCCUCCUCCACCAAUGCCAAAGGCCUCUGUGGACUCCAGCUUGGAGAACUUAAGCACUGCCAGUUCCCGGAGCCAAAGUAACAGUGAAGACUUCAAACUCAGUGGACCCAGCAACAGCAGCAUGGAGGACUUCACCAAACGCAGCACACAGAGUGAGGACUUUACCAGGCGGCACACUGUGCCAGACAAGCAUGUACCUAUGGCACUGCCCCGCCAGAACAGCACUGGGCAGGCACAGAUCCGUAAAAUGGACCAGGUUGGGUUGGGCGCCAGGGCCAAAGCACCACAGUCCUUGCCACAUAGCGCUUCCUUGCGGAGCACAGGGAGCCUGUCGGCAGCUUCAGGUGCAAUGGUGACAGAGCCAGUUCAGAAUGGGAGCCGGUCGCGGCAGCAGUCCUCGUCCUCCAGAGAAAGCCCUGUCCCCAAAGUGAGGGCAAUUCAGCGGCAGCAGACGCAGCAGGUUCAGUCACCUGUGGACUCAGCCACAAUGUCACCAGUGGAAAGGACAGCUGCAUGGGUUCUGAAUAACGGGCAGUAUGAAGAGGAAGAGGUUGAUACAGAGCAGCAUCAAGAUGAAGUCAAGCAUGCUGAGACGUACGAGCAAGAGAUAGCAAAGCUGAAGGACCGUCUGAAAGUGUCAAGCCGCCGAUUGGAGGAGUAUGAGCGGCGUCUUCUGGUGCAGGAGCAGCAAAUGCAGAAGCUGCUGAUGGAAUACAAGACGAGGCUGGAAGACAGUGAGGAACGACUACGCAGGCAGCAGGAGGAGAAGGACAGUCAGAUGAAAAGCAUCAUUAGCAGGCUAAUGGCGGUCGAAGAGGAGCUGAAGAAGGAUCAUGCUGAAAUGCAAGCAGUCAUUGAUGCAAAGCAGAAAAUUAUUGAUGCACAGGUCAUAAAUGGGGAUGAGAUAAUUCAAACAGGAGAAGCGGAUCGUGUCUCUGGACUCAGCCAACACUCGGCUGAUGAGUGCCCUGACACAGGUGAAGGAGCGCUACAGCAUGCAGGUCCGCAAUGGCAUCUCCCCCACCAACCCCACCAAGCUUUCCAUCACGGAGAAUGGUGA